Messenger RNA from Archocentrus centrarchus (flier cichlid), 3075 nucleotides. It is a transcript of the gene map2k2b, whose product is annotated as mitogen-activated protein kinase kinase 2b. NCBI's taxonomy places the organism in Eukaryota, Metazoa, Chordata, Actinopteri, Cichliformes, Cichlidae. The transcript is spliced from 11 exons. The record is from RefSeq and is a predicted model, not a curated record. Gene Ontology annotation, molecular function: ATP binding; protein kinase activity. The coding region runs from base 836 to 2023 and encodes 395 amino acids. Gene Ontology annotation, biological process: protein phosphorylation.
ACGAUCACUCCAGGCGCAGUGUGCCGUGCUACUGACUGCGCUGCACCCCCAUCAUCAUACCUGCCGAAGACACUGGAACCCGGUGUCUGCGGCACACACCUGCCAGCGGAACGAGCACACUGGGAUAAAACAGCCAGCUAAGCUGAUAUUUCUAACUUAAAUAAGUGGGGAAAGGCACCGGAAGAAAAUUAAAAGCAGCCACCUGCUCUCGGCUCGCAUUAAAUGUGCGGCUCUCACGCAACAGCUAGCAGAUGAAGUUAGCUAGCUAACGUGUGGGUGCUUGUAGUUAUGGCUUUAGCUAUGAAAAUCUUCUGUUUGCCUUUACGUUGUAGCUAGUUCAGCGUAGAUUAAUUAAACGUUUACAUUUUGGCGCAUGUGCGGCAAGUUACCGUCACUGAUCCAACGUUAACCUAGCUGACGCUAGCCAACUAGCUAAGGUUAGCGUCGGAUUACCGUAUUGACUUUCAUAAUUUGAUGUUCUGCUCUUCGUGUUGUAAAUCAGAUAGUGUUAAUUUAAACAGAGUCAGAGGUGAAGCCGGUGUUGAAUUGAAGACAGAAGUUAGAUCAAAUUUAUUCAGGCUAACAGUCCUGGCUGAUAAAAGCUAAACUGACAGGAAACCUCAAGUUAGUGCAGGUAUCGUCUAGCCUACAACACAGUGUUUGCCUGUUAGUUACAAUACAAAGUUACAUGUGCUAAUCACAGAUAACUUACCUUUCCAGUAAUUUCUACGUCAUAGGUUAGGUGAAUAGGUUUAUUUAAACGCAGUAUCUUAUCAUCUGUAGCCCGGAGUAAAGUGUCGCUCACUCCCAGUGCAUAGUUUAUCCUCAAGUAAACAUGGCUCCUAAAAAGAGACCAAUGCCCUUAAACAUUCCUCCUACUGGUGAUGGAUUAUCCACCUCCACCAAUACAGAAGUUGCAUCUGAGGCCAAUUUAGAAGCACUGAAGAAAAUCCUGGAAGAGCUGGACCUGGAUGAACAACAGAAGAAAAGGCUAGAAGCCUUCCUUACUCAGAAGGCCAAGGUUGGCGAGCUGAAAGAUGACGACUUCCACCGUAUCUGUGAGCUGGGUGCAGGCAAUGGAGGAGUGGUCAACAAGGAGUGCCACAAACCUUCAGGCAUAAUCAUGGCCAGAAAACUUAUACAUUUAGAAAUAAAACCUGCAAUAAGAAAUCAGAUCAUCCGAGAGCUUCAGGUACUACACGAGUGUAACUCUCCCUACAUUGUGGGCUUCUACGGAGCUUUUUACAGUGAUGGAGAGAUCAGCAUCUGCAUGGAACACAUGGAUGGUGGCUCUCUGGACCAGGUGCUGAAAGAAGCAAAGAGGAUCCCUGAAGAGAUUCUGGGCAAAGUCAGCAUUGCUGUUUUGAGAGGCCUUGCCUACCUAAGAGAAAAACAUCAAAUCAUGCAUAGAGAUGUGAAGCCCUCAAACAUACUGGUGAAUUCACGUGGUGAAAUCAAGCUGUGUGACUUUGGUGUGAGCGGGCAGCUUAUAGACUCCAUGGCCAAUUCCUUCGUUGGGACGAGAUCCUACAUGUCGCCUGAGAGAUUGCAGGGGACUCACUACUCUGUGCAGUCUGAUGUGUGGAGCAUGGGCUUGUCCCUUGUAGAGCUGUCAAUUGGACGCUAUCCCAUCCCCCCUCCAGAUGCUAAAGAGCUGGAGGCCAUAUUUGGACGGCCAAUCUUGGAUGAUACCGAGGGAGGGACACACAGUACGUCCCCUAGACCCAGACCACCGGGUAGACCUGUCAGUGGCCACAGUCCAGUAAUGGCUAUCUUUGAACUACUAGACUACAUAGUCAAUGAGCCACCACCUAAGCUACCCCAUGGUGUAUUCCACCCUGAUUUUCAGGAUUUUGUGACAAAGUGUCUCAUCAAAAAUCCCGCAGACAGGGCUGACUUAAAAAUGUUAAUGAACCACACUUUUAUCAAGCGGUCUGAAGCAGAGGAGGUGGAUUUUGCUGGGUGGCUUUGUAAAACGAUGGGACUGAACCAACCUAGCACUCCCACACGCACUGCGGACUGAGCUACGUAUAUUCACUCAGACAUUAAGUAAAAACAUGGAGAAGCUGCUGCCUAAGACCAUACUCUCAUAUUCUGUAUACCCCUUGUUUUCCGCAUCCUCCCUCAGGCGGACCUGUCAACGCUUCAUCUUAAAAUCAACUCUAUUGAUAUUUUAUCCUGAAAAUCACCUUCCAGGAUGGAUACUUUAACUACACAGAAAUGGUUGUUGGCAGUGUUGACAACAUAGAUUAUUGCAGAUUUAUUCAGUUCAGGAUUUGGGCCUUUUAGCCACAUAUCUAGGCCACUGCUGCUGCUUUUUUUUUGGGGGGGGGGUUGGUGUAGCUUUCUGAAAUCCAGUAGAUAGUACACGUACUGUAUAAAACUGGGAAAGAUAUCCCUGGAAAACUACGUAAAACAUAUCAAAUAUUUGUAAUUUCUUUUUCCCCCCAAUGCAGCUUUCCAGUUUUCUUGUCUGAAAUUUUCUCAAGUGCUCAAGUUUUCACACAUGCACUCUAGAAAAUGUCGAAAUAAUGGAUACUCUCCCAGCUACUCUGUAUGGUGUAGGCGAGUGGUGGCGCCAAAGUAGAGCAUACAGGAGAGAAGGACACACAAUGAAAUAUUACAUACUGUUCUAUAUCAGGAUUGUACUGGAGACCUAGCAGGCUAAAGACUAUUUAAUGAUGGAUCCUUCUUACAUACAGCUCCACUGGGUAAUGUUUAGUUAAGGGCUGCAGUGUAUGUUUGAAAACAGCGUUACAGUACAAGUAUGUCAAUCCCAGUUAUUACAAUCAUGGUCAGGCUGUAUCUUUGUGUCUACAGAAAAAUAUACAUAUAUGAAUUGUUUUUAUGUCUGUUAUGCAAAUACACUGAGAAAUGUAAGAAUGAGCUUAUUUUACUGAAUAGGUUGUGUGUCUACAUUAUAAAGAGAUGUUUCUGAAGUUUCCUGCUUUUCUUAACGAGGCAGAUUUCUACAAAUUUUGAAAUGUCUUGAGGUGAAGCACAAUGUUGAAUGCAUUAUAGCAUGACCCUCAUGUCAAAGCCAAAAAUAAUAAUUAAAAAAAAUGUUUUUACAAA